UCUGAUUUGUGAUGUAAGAUCGUGUUUGUGACAGUCAUUGACAGAUAAUUUGUCAUUUUAGAUGAUCGACGCUUUUUAUGUACUGUUUUAGAUAUGAGUGUCUGCGUUUAAAACAUUUUUUAGUAAUAUAUACCACAAAAAUGUCGGAAAAAAACGAGAAAAUUACUCAAUUCAUGUCAAUAACAGAUGCAACAGAAGACAGAGCAAUUUUUUUUUUGGAAUCGGCAAACUGGCAAUUAGAGGUUGCAAUGGCAAGAUAUUACGAAAAUGAUGGAGAAGACGGAAACGUUGAAGAAGUACCCCCAAUUACAGAAUCGCCAAAGUCUCCAGUGUCUAUUCAGAAAAAGCCUAAACCAAAGGUUAAAAUCGCAAGUAAUGUAACUACUAUUAGCGUAAUCAAUAGUUCUAGUGAUGAAGAUGAUGAAGAAGGACAAGCAUACUAUGCUGGAGGAUCAGAAAAUAGUGGACAGCAAGUUCUAGGUCCUCCAAAAAAGAAAGACUUUGUUGCUGAUAUGUUCAAAUCUGUCCAAAAACAUGGAGUUGAAAUUGUUGAACCAAGGGCAUCUACAUCCAAUACAAGAGCUUUUAGGGGAACAGGAUAUAAGCUUGGUCAAGAAGACAAUGAUACUGAAGUAGUUCAAGGUAUUCCUGAACCUACUGCACCUUCUGAGGUUGCAUUGAGAUUGUGGAAAAAUGGAUUCAGUGUUAAUGAUGGUACAUUGAGACUUUACACAGAUCCAGCUAACAAAGACUUUCUUGAAGAUAUUAGAAAAGGAAAGAUUCCAAAAGAAUUGAGAAAGGGAACUUCUGAAAUACAUUUAGCUAUGGAAGAUCGUAGAACUGAAGUUUAUAAACCUCCAAAAACAUCAAAUGCUUUCCAAGGGCAAGGUUAUACUUUAGGUAGCCCUACUCCAACUGUUGUAGGUACUUGUAGUGAUGAGGAUAAAACAAAUUAUGAAGUAAAGGCCAGAGAACAACUCAAAUUAGAUAAUUCUAAACCAACAACUAGCUUGCAGAUUCGACUUGCAGAUGGUUCGAGAUUAGUUGCUCAAUUUAAUCAUGAACAUACUGUCGCCGAAAUUAGAGCUUAUAUUCAAGUUGCCCGACCUGAAUAUCAGAAUCAACCAUUUAAUUUAAUGUCGUCUUAUCCACCAAAGAUACUGGAUGAUACACAAACCAUUGCAGAUGCUGCGUUACUCAACUCUGCAAUUAUGCAAAAAUUAAUUUGAAAUAAACUUCACCUUCAUAGAUAUAGUUUGUUUUAUAAAGUUAAUGUAAAUUUAUUUAUAACAAACUAGCAAUAAAGCUUCUUUCAAUAAA
Molecule: messenger RNA, 1320 nt
Organism: Diorhabda carinulata
Lineage: Eukaryota; Metazoa; Arthropoda; Insecta; Coleoptera; Chrysomelidae
Product: NSFL1 cofactor p47-like
Exons: 5
Coding region: 78-1229 (383 amino acids)
Biological process (GO): proteasome-mediated ubiquitin-dependent protein catabolic process; autophagosome assembly; nuclear membrane reassembly
Cellular component (GO): cytosol; nucleus
Molecular function (GO): ubiquitin binding
Source: RefSeq, a predicted model, not a curated record